AUGGAGAAGGAUCUCUUAGAUAUCUCUGGAGAAGACGAAGACUAUUGGCUUCUGAAAUCUACGCCGAAGAAAGGCGUUAUGCCGUUUGCCGGUGGUAAUUCCGGCCGAGAAAUGAGUUAUAUGGAUUGUUCACCCCUCCAAAUCCCUAGAUCGAGUCGUAACGUUUGUACUCGACCUCCUUUUUCUCCAAUUGGAGGAUCAAAAGGCAACAGCAACAUGGAGCAGCCGAGCGGUUCUGUUAAUACAGACAGUAUAGGCAAGGAGAAUACUGGUGGGAUCAAAUUUGAAUUGCCUAAACUAAGUGUGGAGAGGCAACAGAUGAAAAAGAAGAAAAAGAAUGCGGGAUUUAACUUGCGGAAAAGCUUAGCUUGGGAUAAAGCUUUUUCAACAGAAGAAGGUGUUUUGGAUCCAGUUGAGCUAUCUAAAAUAACUGGAAAUGCUUGCCAAACUGGUGGAGGUCUGUUACCUGCCAUUCAGGAAGAGUUCAGAGAGUCAAUGUCAGCUUCGAAAUGUACUAGCGUUUCACCAGGACUACAAGCACUUGAAGAAAACUUAUUUAACGACUUGCCUUUGAAUAGUAAAAGUAGAGAGAAGAAGAAGAUGAGUGGCAUACUGUCGAAGUACGCAUCACCAUCUAAAGCCCAAUCUUCCUUGGUGAGUUUACUGGAUAUGAAUUGCCCAGAGAAAAGUUACUCCAGCUCAGGACUUGAGGAGCGGUACAAAACGCAGUGGCUGUCCCCGCCCUCCUCCUUCAUCUUCAUAUCCUUUUCUUACUUACUACCUGCAAACAUGUAUACAACUACACCACAUGGCAGAGAGCUGAGCGUAUCUAAAGUUUCUACUACCAAAUCUGAUCCACCUACAUUUGCAACUAACAUGACGAGGAUGAUUCAAAGUCCAAGCAAAGCGAAACAAAGUCAACCUACUCAAUCAAAGAAUUCUCAGAGGAGCUUAGGAUCUGUAAGCUUCUCUAAUAGCACCAAGAGUAAAACAAAAUCCAGCCUGGCGAGCAAGUCUUCAAUCCCUAAGCCCUCCAUUAAGCAAGCUAGAAGAAAUGUGGUCAGCAAAUCAUCAGAAGUUCCUUCAGUAUCCAACUCACAGCAUUCUGUUGCUGGGAAGUCCAACGUUGGCCCUAUGACUACAGCAGAUGUGGCUAUGCUUGGUCAUACUUCAAAUUUCCCGAACUCUAAUGUAAUUACUAUGGGCACCUCGUUAGCCCAAAGUUCUUGCAGUAGAAUUGGAAGAAUGCAAUCCGCAGUUUCACGACUGGGAAAGCCAUCAGGUUUAAGAGUGCCAUCUCCUUCAAUUGGCUAUUUUAGUCAGUCCGAUUCUCAACCACCGCACAGUGCAGGAGACAAACAUAGCCAGCUAACUAGGUCUUCUUUGAUCCCUACAUCAAAGAAACCCCAAGUUGCUGAAAAAGUUCCCCGUCUUAACUCCAAGUCAGCAACUGGAAACAUCGGCAGGUUGGGUCCAGCUGCAGGUUUCUCUUCUCAAUCAAUACUCCCCAAACCUUCCGUGAAAGUAGACUUGAAAAGCACUCGGGAAGUAGAAUCCAGAGUGUCGUCUUGUACAUUGAGUUCUCAGCUAUUUGUACAUCAGAGAAAGUUGCCACUGCAUACUGUGAAGAAUUCCAGAGUAACAGUGAGCUGCCACCCUCAGAUUGCCCAGAUAACGUAG
Molecule: messenger RNA, 1680 nt
Organism: Arabis nemorensis
Lineage: Eukaryota; Viridiplantae; Streptophyta; Magnoliopsida; Brassicales; Brassicaceae
Source: the annotation of a GenBank genome assembly